AUUGUCGCAUUAUCCCACCUUGUCUCUGUCUCUGCUCUGCUAGUUUUUUUACUGGUUGAUGUCCAGAAUGUUAGUGGGACAAGCAAACUCCAUUUGCUCUCUUUUUCCUCUUGAGCCCUUCCUCUGAAGCGGUGAACGAAGUUAGAACAAGGAAGCCAUGUCGUCACCAAGCAAACGCAGAGACAUGGACUUGAUGAAAUUGAUGAUGAGUGAUUACAAAGUCGAGAUGAUCAAUGAUGGAAUGCACGAGUUCUAUGUUCAUUUCCAUGGACCCAAUGACAGUCCUUAUCAUGGAGGUGUGUGGAGGAUAAGAGUUGAGCUGCCAGAUGCUUAUCCAUACAAGUCUCCCUCAAUAGGCUUUAUUAACAAAAUCUAUCACCCAAAUGUUGAUGAAAUGUCUGGCUCAGUCUGUUUAGAUGUUAUCAAUCAGACUUGGAGUCCCAUGUUUGAUUUGGUAAAUGUAUUUGAGGUAUUUCUACCACAGCUGCUUUUGUAUCCCAACCCUUCAGACCCGCUAAAUGGGGAGGCAGCAGCUUUGAUGAUGCGCGACCGGUCUGCUUAUGAACAGAGAGUUAAAGAAUACUGUGAGAAAUAUGCCAAGCCAGAAGACAUAGGGGCUGCUCCAGAGGAUGAAACUAGCGAUGAGGAGCCAAGUGAGGAUGAAUAUGAGUUCCAUGAUGAGGAAAUGGCAGGCCAAGCAGAUCCUUAGCAGUUGGCCACCAAUCCUCUCAACUGUUGUAAUCUGUACUGUUACUUGAAGCUGAUGCUUUCAGCAUAAUAUGAACUUACACAUUGGGUAGGACAAAAGUAUUUCCUAGCUAGCCUCUGUUUUAUCUCUCUUUUUUUUUUUCUUUUAAAUUUUAAAUAAUAAUAAAUGUACAAUUGCUUUAUGUUUA
Messenger RNA from Manihot esculenta (cassava), 896 nucleotides. RefSeq names its product ubiquitin-conjugating enzyme E2-23 kDa. NCBI's taxonomy places the organism in Eukaryota, Viridiplantae, Streptophyta, Magnoliopsida, Malpighiales, Euphorbiaceae. The transcript has 6 exons. Gene Ontology annotation, molecular function: ubiquitin conjugating enzyme activity. Gene Ontology annotation, biological process: ubiquitin-dependent protein catabolic process; protein polyubiquitination. Gene Ontology annotation, cellular component: nucleus. Bases 158 to 709 code for a protein of 183 amino acids. The record is from RefSeq and is a predicted model, not a curated record.